AGUUAGAUAGAUGGAAAAUACAGUUCUUAGAGCCAAGUUGAUCGUUCUUGGUGAUGCUUCCGUUGGUAAAUCUUCUUUAGUUCAAGUUUUUCACAGCGAUUCCCAGCAAGGUUUUCCCAAAGCAUAUUCUAUGACAACAGAUGUCCAGCUUCAAGUCAAGAGUGUGAAGAUUCCAGAUUCUCCUUACACUGUUGAACUGUAUGUGUACGAUUGUGCUGGGCAGGAGACAUUUCAACCUUUCAUCUCAAAGGUUUUAGGAAGCAGUGCUUUGGUUCUGCUUGUUUGUGAUUUGACAAACGAAAGCUCUCUGAGUGCUGCAGUAAAGUGGUUUGAGCGUGCUCGAAACGCAAACAAAGACUUCAAGAUGCACGGUGCUCUAGUGGGUAACAAAUGUGAUCUGGAUCUGAGGAGAGCUAUAAAAGCUACAGAAGCAGAGGAGACCGCGGUUAACCUGGGAGUUCCUUAUUUCGAGUGUUCCGCUAAAGAAGCAAUUCAAGUGGAUGAGCCCUUUUAUUUCCUUGCUAAUUGCCUGUAUGAACAGUAUAUUGAACAGACUCAAGAGUUUCAGAAUAUAGCUGACACUGUGGACUAAGCAGACUUUUGUGUAGCUUAAGGCUCAAAAAUUGACUUUUUCCGUUUACAGUACAUAAUAUCCUUAAAUAUACAGCAGCAGUUUCUAUUACAGGGGGGGGGGGGGGGGGGGUAUUACAGGCUUAACAUUUUGCAAAAAGGCAAUGAAAUAACAACAAGUUGAGUUCCAAUUUAUAUUUCCGAAUGGGGAAUAGUAUUUAAACGUUCAUUAUUGUUAAACGUUAAGUUAAAGUUAAAUUGUGAGACUUAUUUAUCUUGUGAUGCUGGCAUUGCAAGAUAUUCUGUUAUAUGCGAGAAAUGAGAGUAGUUUGGGUUAGACAAUGUUUUGCUCGGAGCAAACUGUGAUAUAAAUUGCCAGAUUACUUAGACGUAAAAUAUGUCAGAUAACUAUAUCAAAUAUGUCAAAUAUGUAAAAUAUGUGUUAUUUGUUUUCUUUUAU
Bolinopsis microptera is the source of this 1030-nucleotide messenger RNA. RefSeq names its product intraflagellar transport protein 27 homolog. Gene Ontology annotation, molecular function: GTP binding; GTPase activity. The transcript is spliced from 4 exons. Bases 11 to 592 code for a protein of 193 amino acids. The record is from RefSeq and is a predicted model, not a curated record. NCBI's taxonomy places the organism in Eukaryota, Metazoa, Ctenophora, Tentaculata, Lobata, Bolinopsidae. Gene Ontology annotation, cellular component: Golgi apparatus; endosome.